Molecule: messenger RNA, 840 nt
Organism: Rotaria sp. Silwood2
Lineage: Eukaryota; Metazoa; Rotifera; Eurotatoria; Philodinida; Philodinidae
Source: the annotation of a GenBank genome assembly
AUGCCUCCAAAAUCUCGAAGACAAGCUCACGCUCAAGCUGCUGCAUUGGGUCGACAUCAUAGCCAAGAUCACCUCUUAUCGUUUGAAAAAGAAUAUGAUAGUAUAACACCUAUGGAUAUAGAAGAUGGUAAACAAGAAUAUGGUGAACAAGAAGAAGAUGAUGAUGUGGCUGAUGGAAUGGACUUCAAGGAUAAAAUGGAUCUGCCAAGUAUUGGUGAUGUGUUUGAAUUGUGCAAGCGUGGGUGUGGUUCACGUAAACUUUCUGUACUUCUAUAUAUGGUUCUACGUCAUUUUGGCCAUACAUGGCGAGCCAUUGAUGCUCUUCUUCAUGACAUUGAUGGUAAUCAGUGCAGGGUUGCUCAUAAAUGGACAAAAAGCUUCUUGACAGGUGAUUUCAAUGCAUUUGAAGAUGAUGGACGAGAUGGUAAACACAGCGAUGGCUUCUACGAUCUCUUUCCAGAACUUGAAACUGAAGCAAAAGUUUUCGUAAUUGAAUCUUGCUCUAAAAAAUCAGCAGAUUUUUCUGCUAUUGACUUGGCUAAAUAUCUGGAUAAAAGGUUUUAUGAACUCACUCAAGCUUCUAAAAUCAAUGAUACUUUAGUUCGCUCUUCUGAAAGUUGUCGUCUCGAUCUUAGACGUUGGGGUGCCAAGUUUCAACCGAAUAGCCAACGCCCUUAUUUUGAGGGACAUGAGCGAGAUGACGUUGUUAAACACCGCAAAAAAUUUGUAUCUUAUUUUUUAUCACGGAAAGAUCGAUACUAUAGCAUAUCAGAGGGUGAACAGCCAAUGUGGAAUAUACCAACUGGAAAGCCAUGCAUUUUGAUCUGUAAGUAUCAAUAA